Leptonychotes weddellii (Weddell seal) is the source of this 597-nucleotide messenger RNA. The record is from RefSeq and is a predicted model, not a curated record. Lineage: Eukaryota; Metazoa; Chordata; Mammalia; Carnivora; Phocidae.
AUGUCUUUUCCCCAUGACCGGGAGUUCAUAGAGAUGGCUAACCACCCCACUUCAUGCUGCAGUGCCGCGGAGAUCAUGGCUGUCCUCUUUUUCCACACCAUGCGCUACAAGCCCCAGGACCCCCGGAACCCCCACAACGACCGCUUUGUGCUCUCCAAGGGCCACGCGGCUCCCAUCCUGUACGCCGUCUGGGCCGAGGCCGGCUUCCUGCCCGAGGAGGAGCUGCUGAACCUGAGGAAGAUCACCUCUGACUUGGACGGGCACCCCGUCCCGAAACAAGCCUUCACCGACGUGGCCACUGGCUCCCUGGGCCAGGGCCUUGGGGCCGCUUGUGGGAUGGCCUACACGGGCAAAUACUUCGACAAAGCCAGCUACCGCGUCUACUGCAUGCUGGGAGACGGGGAGCUGUCCGAGGGCUCCGUGUGGGAGGCCAUGGCCUUCGCCAGCAUCUACAAGCUGGACAACCUGAUUGCCAUUCUUGACAUCAACCGCCUGGGCCAGAGCGACCCCACCCCCCUGCAGCACCAGGUGGACGUCUACCAGAAGCGUUGCGAGGCCUUCGGGUAAGUCCGGGGCUGUGGCCCGAGCUGGGAGCUU